AUGAUGCUGGGUUCUUCUGCUAAUACUUAUUCUGCUAAAACAAAAAGUGAUGGGGUGAAAUCUUCUUCCUCUCGUGACUUUGGCACUUGGGUGUUUAAAAAACCUCUUAAGGACAUUACCAAUUCCAUGGUAGCUACAUCUGGUGGUGGUGGUGUUAAAAGUGGUUAUGUUUUAAGAAGGCCUUGGAAGAACAAAGUUGGGGCUAAACCUUUCUCUUGUCAUGAUAUUGAACUUGUGGGGCUGAAAGUCAAAGGCUCUGAUGUUCAAGAUGAUGUUCGGGGGAAGUUUUCUUUUAAUUUGGGUGGCUAUCUUUUUCCAAAGUUGCCUUUGGGUAAGGGAGGCUUAUUGUUUGGUCAUGAACCUCCUGAUAUCAGUGAGAUGGGAAUUAAUGUGGUUGAGCUUUCUUAUGUGAGUGAUAUGGAUCAUCAGGGUAAUUUCCCUGAACAUUGUGAGUCUGAUACUGGUCUGGAAGCUGAUAGCUCUUUUGAGCAUGAUGGUUUUGAAGCUGUUGAGGUUGAGCAUGUGCAGAUUUAG
Molecule: messenger RNA, 534 nt
Organism: Prunus armeniaca (apricot)
Lineage: Eukaryota; Viridiplantae; Streptophyta; Magnoliopsida; Rosales; Rosaceae
Source: the annotation of a GenBank genome assembly